AUGAAGCAAUACUUGACUAAUACUCGCGUCUCCAAGAGUGCACCGGACAAAACACCUUCACUGAUAACCCAUGGCCCAAGCUCUCGCAGGCUUAGCAAGAUGAGAGCUUCGGAGCACUCUCAAGCCUCUCAAGCCUCAUCAUCGUCGUCAACUUCUCGCUUUCGAUUAUCCCGAAUUGGCUCUCAGGCCUCGUCAGCUAUCCGUCUCAACUCAGCGGAGGCUUACCCACCGUCGCCACCAUUGCCAAUACCUCAAGCUAUAUCGAGCCAUGAUUACCCAACGCCUAUUGAUAAGGUCUAUAUGAAGGGCGUAACGUUUGACGUCAACUUCAACCACGUCUAUACCAAGGGUGAAUGUCUCCAGCCAUCCCAAUUAUGUUACGCUGUUAGGCACAAGUCAACUCUGUCAGGAGGCCGAGCACUCUCAAAAUGUCUGAAGUCUGACGCAAAAGCUAUUAUCAACGGCACAUCUCACAUACUCUCUCACAUCCGCAAGAAGCACUCUAUCGAUCCAUCCACCGGCAGCCAUAUACCCAGUACCCCUGUCAACCUCCCGCUGUCUUUCUUCACGGCCGCUGCGCACGUCCCUGGCUCAUCAAAGUCGACGUCACAUAUGCCUUGGGAGGCAGAUCAGUUUCAAAACUCCGUUGUGGAUUGGACGAUUAUGAGAGACUUGAGCUUUGGAGAUGUCACGUGCCCAUCCACAAGAGGCUUGUUGACCUGGAACCGUAUAAACUUACUCUACGCCUUGCCCGAUUUGUCAACAACCCUCUCCAAUUAUACCAAAAAGCACUACAUCAAACGCAAGUCUGAGAUCUAUAGGCUUAUCCAACCUGCUCCUGGCUAG
Messenger RNA from Macroventuria anomochaeta, 846 nucleotides. RefSeq lists its product as uncharacterized. The record is from RefSeq and is a predicted model, not a curated record. The coding region runs from base 1 to 846 and encodes 281 amino acids. The transcript is spliced from 2 exons. Lineage: Eukaryota; Fungi; Ascomycota; Dothideomycetes; Pleosporales; Didymellaceae.